GUGUCUGUCUCUCUCUGUGUGUGUGUGUGUGUGUGUGUCAGCUGCUGUCAGGACUGAAGAUCACUCACUGACAUCAUCAGGACUCAGAUUGUGUGUCUCUUCAAGCUCUGCAAUGUCAGAUCAAGUAAAGGAACUCGUGUCAAAGUGUCUCCAGGCUCGGGACAUGGCUUACUGUCCAUACAGCCACUUCCCAGUCGGUGCUGCCAUACUGACAGCAGAUGGCGCUAUAAUCACAGGCUGUAACGUGGAGAACGCCUCCUAUGGUCUGACGGUGUGUGCCGAGCGCACGGCCGUGCAGAGAGCUGUGGUGGAGGGACACACACAGUUCAGGGCCAUCGCUGUGACAUGCGACAUCAAAGAUCGCUUUGUUGGCCCGUGUGGAGCCUGUCGACAGGUUCUCAUGGAGUUUGGAUCCGACUGGAUCGUGUACCUGGCCAAGCCGGACGGAUCUUACAAAGAAACCAGCCUCAGUGAACUGCUGCCUCUCGCCUUCUCAUCGGCACAUCUCGCAAAGAACUAAUGAUGGAUUCUCAAAAAUAAUACUGGUCUUAUUUCUACAAAGAAAGGAAAUAUAUUUGUUAUGUUCUUCUUUGAAGUUGAUUUAUAGAAAAUUACACAUCAACAAUAAAGUGUCUUUUGUCCCUUAAA
Molecule: messenger RNA, 648 nt
Organism: Limanda limanda (common dab)
Lineage: Eukaryota; Metazoa; Chordata; Actinopteri; Pleuronectiformes; Pleuronectidae
Product: zgc:103586
Exons: 5
Coding region: 113-520 (135 amino acids)
Cellular component (GO): cytosol
Molecular function (GO): zinc ion binding; cytidine deaminase activity
Source: RefSeq, a predicted model, not a curated record